Messenger RNA from Fusarium odoratissimum NRRL 54006, 300 nucleotides. RefSeq lists its product as uncharacterized. The record is from RefSeq and is a predicted model, not a curated record. The transcript is spliced from 2 exons. Lineage: Eukaryota; Fungi; Ascomycota; Sordariomycetes; Hypocreales; Nectriaceae. The coding region runs from base 1 to 300 and encodes 99 amino acids.
AUGGCUUGGACGCCUGCCGCCUUUGUGGCGAAGGCUAUCAUUUGCACCUCCCGCCUUUCCAUCAGGGACUUGUUCCCUCCCCUCGUCACUGCAGUGAUUGCAGUGAUUAUGACUGCACUGGCUGCGAGACGAACCAUCACGUCCCGCUUGCGCUCCCGUCCCUUGUGUCAGGCGCUCUGCGCGGGCCUUGUUUUCGGCUUGGAGCUCGCGAAGUUGCUGCCCCAAAGCCCUGUUCUGGCCAAUGAGCUCGGCCAGCGUGGCACCAAUCUCCCCGUCGAACAGGCCGCUGGCGAUGUCUAG